Molecule: messenger RNA, 5132 nt
Organism: Cyanistes caeruleus (blue tit)
Lineage: Eukaryota; Metazoa; Chordata; Aves; Passeriformes; Paridae
Source: RefSeq, a predicted model, not a curated record
ACGGCUNAGCCCUUGGCCGAGCGGCUGCGGCCGAACACGCUGGGCGACUACGUGGGGCAGGAGCGGGUGCUGGGGGCGCAGACCCUGCUGCGGUCCCUGCUGGAGUCCCACGAAAUCCCCUCCCUCAUCCUCUGGGGGCCGCCGGGCUGCGGGAAGACUACACUGGCACACAUCAUAGCCAACAGCAGCAAAAAGAAUGGCAUGAGGUUUGUGACACUGUCAGCCACAAGUGCUAAGACAAAUGAUGUUCGAGAUGUCAUCAGCCAAGCCCAGAAUGAAAAAAGACUCUUCAAGAGAAAAACUAUCCUCUUUAUUGAUGAGAUCCAUCGUUUCAAUAAAUCUCAGCAGGACACUUUCCUUCCUCACGUCGAGUGUGGGACGGUGACCCUGAUAGGAGCAACCACAGAAAACCCUUCCUUCCAAGUCAACGCCGCUCUCCUGAGCCGCUGCCGGGUGAUCGUCCUGGAGAAGCUCUCGGUUGAAGCGAUGGAGGCAAUUCUGAUGAGGGCUGUCAGGUCCUUAGGGCUCCAGGUUUUGGGCCAGGGUGACCAGCACGGCACCCCUGCGACUGGCAGCAGCAGCAAGAGCUCGGAAUUCCCGGUGUACAUAGAGGAGAAAGCUCUGAACACACUUGCCUAUCUUUGCGAUGGAGAUGCCAGGACUGGGCUGAAUGGACUCCAGCUGGCAGUUCAGGCCAGAGUGGCAGCGGGAAGGACCACUCCUUUGAACACCACCAAAGGUGGUGCUGCAGAUGGCAUUCUGAUAACAGAAGAGCAUGUAAAGGAGGGGCUCCAGCGAUCUCACAUCCUGUAUGACCGAGCUGGAGAAGAGCAUUACAACUGCAUCUCUGCCCUGCACAAGUCCAUGAGAGGCUCUGAUGAAAAUGCCUCCCUUUACUGGCUUGCUCGAAUGCUUGAAGGUGGUGAGGAUCCACUCUAUGUGGCAAGGAGGUUGGUGAGGUUUGCAAGUGAAGAUAUAGGACUGGCAGAUCCUCUGGCUUUAACACAAGCUGUUGCUGCUUAUCAAGGCUGUCACUUCAUUGGAAUGCCAGAAUGCGAGGUGAUUCUAGCACAGUGUGUAGUGUACUUUGCCAGAGCCCCAAAGUCUAUAGAGGUGUACAGGGCAUAUGGCAACGUCAAGGAAUGCCUGAGGACGCACACAGGACCACUGCCCCCUGUUCCUCUGCACCUGAGAAAUGCCCCAACAAGGCUCAUGAAGAACUUGGGCUAUGGAAAAGGCUACAAAUACAACCCCAUGUACAAGGAACCUGUGGAACAGGACUAUCUACCAGAAGAGCUGAAAGGAAAAGACUUCUUCAAGGAACGAGACACAUGACGGCUCUGCUCAGAAUGGGUUUUCAUUUUAUGACUCUUAAUAUUUCUACUGGGAUAAAAAUUCCCUUUACAGUGCCUUUCACUGUGGUUGAAAGGAUUAAGCCACUGAGCCUUUCAGAUACUGUUUUAUCCUUCUGCUUUUAUGGCAUUUGUUCAGAAGGUAAAGAAUUGCAGUUAGGCAGUGUAGAAAUGCAAAAAUAAGCUUUCUCCAUAUAGUGCUGUCACUGGUUUAAAUGAAACGAAGAAAAAACAAGAGACUUGUAUUUCUGGCUCCUGCUGUGAGACAAGAAAUAUUGUUGUGCUGCUUUAUAAAAUCAGUGUCUAUUUCAGAUUUUGAGAACAUUAUUUUCCAGAAAAAUUAAAAAUUGUAUCCCCUCUGCUGAAAUACAGAACAAAAUAUAAUUACAGAGUAAUUUUUGCUCUUAAAAUGUUUCAGAGACCAAUUUUGUACAACAGUUACUAAACCAAUAAAGCUGUUAGAAAUAGUGUCUAUGCAGUUGCUUAAAUACUCCUGUGACAGCAGGAUGAUUUUGAAAGUUUGAUAUCCCUUCAAUUUUAUUAUCCCUACUUUCCUAGAGCAAGUUCAAUUCAUUUUGUAAGUAGAAUAGCCAUGAAAAUGGCCACUGGAGUGAUACCAAGCUCUUUGCACCUCUCUCCAGCUGUGGUAUGACCCAACUAUCUGCGUUUCAUCUGUCUGGAACACACCAGUUGCAGGGGGGUAUUUCUUGACAGCAGAGGUAUUUGGUGCUGUGUGGGGCUUAGAUCAGAGGGGUUGCCACAGAUGCACAUCUGGAGUUCAUUCAGAGCAACGUUAACAAGCCAGGAGGUCUGUGGGCUGAGAAUGCAGAGCCAAGUCCAGAAGCCAGUUUUAGUCUGCUUGUUGCUCUUAAUUCUCAAGACAGAUUGAUGACCCUUGGCCUUGAUCAAAAGUUCUGGAUAUACAGCCUCCAAAACUUUGUGAUUUGUAUUGGAGAUUAAUUUUCUUGUGAGACUCCCUUCAUACAAAGUUGUGCACGAUGUAGGGCUGAAGCCAAAGAUCAUGGUGUAACUGAAAUGUUUCAGAAAUUGAACCUUUGCAAGAUUGUGUACUGUUAGAGGGUUUGAGUCAUAUUCUUUAAACAUUUCUAUGUUCUCUUACUUCAAAUAAGUAGUUUUUGCAUGCUUUGAGCAAAGUGCUGUUCUAAAGAGAAGCAAGUAUUUCAACAAGCUUAAUUUACGUGCAUUUGCAUGCUUUUUAACACAAUUCACUUUUCUCUUGUUUGGUUGGAACUUUCUUAUCGGAUGAAUUAAGGGGGUAAUUAAUUAGGUUAGUAUUUUUAUCCUGAUCGUCUUCUGAAAUGUCUUUGGAGGAAUAAAGCAAGGUAUGGUCUUUUCCAGUGCUGGGGUAAAUCUGACUAGGAUAUUCUCACCUUCAGAGGGCAGCACAGGUUGGCAAAGGGUUCAGAGGUGGUGCUUCAUUCCUCAGCCUCCAGUGGAGGCAGAAAUCAUGCCCCUCACAUCAGAUCCAUCAGACAGUGCUGUCUAAUGGGCAUAAUAUUGGUAACAAGAAUGUUUCAAAGCCAUUGUGUCUCAUGGCUGCUCUCCAAGCCAAGCAGUAUUUACAUUUUCCCUUCCUCCCAGUGGUAAUUAGCAGCACUGGAGAGUGGCUGCUUCCUGCUCUCUCCCUGCUGCUGAUAUGCAUCUCUUCUAUAUCCCCUUAAAAAGGGUCAUCUCUGUUUGAAGAGCUCCAUGCUCCACUAAAAAGUCCAUCAGGACCAGAUGCACUCAGAGGUGAACAUUUCACCCUCCACCAUCUCCUGUCCUUCCAAAACAGACCCAAGACAAAAACAUCCAUUUCCUCUCAGUGCAGUUUAUGCACUCUCCACACAGGAUUGGUAUUGCUUUCAACAAGCAGAAGCCAACCUCCUAAUGAGGCUGCUUCAAGAUGAAAAAAUGGAAUUAAAAAAUCACAGAGCACUUUUCUUUGUUUUCUGGCUUUUGGCCACCCAGGGUUGACCCUGAGAAGCUCUCUGAAGGGCAAAAAUGGUUAUGAAUUUCAUGCUGCUAUAGUGGUGUAUUUAUUUACUCUUCAGAGUGUAAAGCUUUAAGGAAAUAGCAAAUAUUACAGUGUCACUGGAAAAUUUGGAUCCCAUCAGGUAACAAUUGCUUCUGUUGUAAGGAACACCAUAAAAAUCCACCAUGCCAUUAUCUAUUUUUCUCUGACAUAAGUUGUCCCACUGAUAAGAAAUAAUGUAGAUCAUGAGAAAGGCCAUGCCAUUGCCAUUCCAUAUUGGGGAAUUCAGUACUUUGAGAAACAAAUUGUACUGAUGUAAGUUGUUUCUUCCAGUAGUGACAUGCCCAUGUGAAAGAUACAGAUAGCCACAAUGGAACUAUCAAUUAAAUAAUGCCCCAAAUGAGUUCAGUUGCAGGAUUUUUUUCAAAAAUUACCUAAUGAAUAUUGUUUCCAUCAUUUUGCUUGUUUGACUGUCACAGAUAAAAAUUCAAAUGAUACAGCUGGCAAGGAGUUGUCUGGACUUUUAUACUAAAUAUUUAUGUGAAAUCAUUAUUUGAAUCUUAUUGUCCUGUUUUCCGUGCACAGAGUUUAAACCUUCAGUUUAACCUGUGGCCUGCAUUUUUCUCCCUUUUCUGUGAGAAUUUUCUUUCAUGUUGAGAGAAAAGCCCUUGACCAAAAUGCGUACCAUUUUCCAUGAAAUGACUUAGAAAUAGAAGUGUUUAUACGAGCUGAUUGUUUGAAUUCCCAUCUAUCCUGAGGAUACAUUUUCUGGCUGCUGUGAUGGGCUCAUUAUCUGAAUUGCCAGCAGCUGCCUUGCAUGUUCAGCAUGUUUCCAGACAGGCUGCGCCGCUCUCCAGGAUUUUGGCUGUGGUUUUUGUCUUUUGUUGUUCCUAAGUAGUCUGGGAUUGCGUAGGCUUGUUAAUGAAUAUGGCUAACAACAUGCAGUUAGAUGGUACCAUGAGAUAAUAUGACAGAACUAGCGGCUCACUACAGUAAAAAAAAAUAUCAACAACAAAAACCUAAACCAAAAAAAAGAAACCUAAACAAAAAAAAAUCCCAAACCAAAAGCGAGGUUCUGAUUUAAAUUGUACCUUUUUAUCUCAAUGGGUGGAAGAGAACUGGACUUGUCUUAUUUCUGUAAAAAACCAUAGUGAAUUGAUACAAACAUCCCUCUCCAAGACUUGAUCAGGUUUAUGUACUUUACGAGGAUUUUAGUCAUACAUAGACAUGUUCAAACCUUUUAACAGCAAAAGUAUAACUACACAUGCUCUGAGUUAACUCAUCUGUGUAAAUUUAUCUCUAGUAAAUUUACCUCUAGUAUAAGGUGACGUAAAAUGCAGAGAUAACUGUCUUCCUUAUCCACACUAAUGGUAUGUACUUCCUAGGAUGAACAAUUUCAUCUAUAUGAAUCAGACAAGAAACAGACAAUUGGUGGUGGGUGGUGGUGGUUUUUCUAUUUAGAUCACAAAACCAAAGGGCUUUCCUAGGAAGUCUGUUAGCAGCAAUACAAAGUCUGGAUUACUCAUCACAGCACAGUAAACAAAUAUUUCUCAGAGUUUUGUCUUGUUGUAUAAAGGUCUGCUUAGGAGAGGCCAAAAUGGAGGGGGAAAUCCAGCUACUGUAAUCCUCUCUUCCACAGAAUCACGUUGUCUACUCAAACCAACAGACUGUUGCAAAUUAGUUUUGAACAGGGUACUUGAGUACCCAAAGUGCUCAAUUUACCAAUUCCCUCCUAGGAAGUUUAACUGCAGUCAGGCUGACUUUUUAAUGUUGCAGUCCUAAGGGUUAAUAAAAUAUAAAUCAAA